UUACAUUUUUAAAAAAUGGUUCUAACACCGUAUAAACUUAUAAUAUGGAGAUACAGCAUAUCGUAUUUUAUUGCGCAGUUUAAACUGAAAGUUUAAAUUAAAAAAAAUCAUCUAAAUACUGUUAUCAUUCACGAAAAAAAGAAAAAUGGGAAAUUGCUCUUCAUGUGUACGGACGCAGGACGGUGAUCAAGGAAAUAAACGAAGCGUUGCCUAUAAGGUGCGAAAAACUUCGGGAUCAACAAAAGGCCGACAAUGCGUUUUUAAAUGUGUGCGGUCAACAUUUGAAAACGAGCCAAACAAUUUCACCCAAGUCAUGGAGUUCUUGGUUAAAAGUGAAGAAAAAGGGUUGCGGAGUCCAUUCGAAACAUUGGAAGGAGUUAAGGAUAACCCAGCUUUAUUUCGAAGUUUGGCAUUAAAGCUUUCUGCCGGUAAUUCCUGUUCGGAUCAACAAAAGUUCGACAAUGAAAAAACAGAUGACGAAAAAUCAGGCGCACUUGCCUUGUGUCUCAAUAAGUCACAAAUACAAAACGUUCGAUUAGAUAUGCCUAAACUUUCCGAGGAAGUGCUUUCGAACAUUCGCCGGUGGUGGACUGGAGAAAUAACAGGCAUAAGAUGUGGCAGGAAUUUGGCUGACAGCGGGUCCGAUAUUAUAGCAUGGUGCGCUGGAAAUACGGUUGACAAUUGGUUUCAAUUCCCGGAUGGAAGUGGAAUAAGUAGUGGUGUGAAAUAUAUCUGCGAUAGCCUAAAUGAUAAGAUGUUCCAGAUUCCCAAAUCGGAAGCCUUAGACAAAGCAUAUAGUUUUCUUGGCGUUCCGAUGACAGCAUCAAAUGGAGAAAUCAACUCGCGAUACCGAAAACUUUCCCGGAAGUACCAUGCAGAUAAAGGCGGAGACUCACAAAAAUGGACAGAACUGCAGUGCUCUUUAGCUAUUAUAAGAAAAGCAAGAGGAGACAUGGAGUAAUUGUUAUUACCCAUUCUAACCUCAAUAGGUUUCUGGCACAUUUCUUGAAAUGUUUGCCAUGUAAUGUGAAAAGGGUUUUUAAUUCAUAAACAAGAAGUUUCGUUCUGUACGAUAAAAGAAGUAUCAUGGUGUCUUGUCAAAAGACAGGAGUAGCUUGGACAAAAACGCGUUCAAAGCUCAAUUGUAUUUUGUAAAUGCUUAAUUACUUGUCUUCAAAUCAUAAGAAAAAAUAAACCUUCACAAUUAUCAUAAUAAUUCCAUCAAGUUCAAUCAACUUUACCGCAAAUAAUAAACAUAUGGUAACAAAGACAAAAAUCUAUAAAAAGCAUCUGUUGUGUUCCAAACAAAAUAUGGCUUUCCGCUUUUGACAAAACCAAAAUCAAUUAUUCAUAAGUGUCUUUCCGUUUGAACUAAAGGAAAUAAUAACAUUUCAUGUUAUUGUUACAAUGUCUAAAAAGUGAUUCUGUUAAAAAUAUCAGAAAAUGAAACAUUCUGUUAAUUCAGAAUAUAUACCAGUUAAACACAGCUUUGAACAAAAAUCUGCGCUUUGAACAAGCUUUAACCAUAGUUUGUUUAGGGAAAUUUGCUUUAACUGUGUGUGAUGUUCAUAGUUUCAAACAAUAACUGCAUCGUAUCUUCGGAGAGUUUUUGCAUUCGGUACUGUGUAUUGUAUUCCUUCAUAUGCAGAUAGGGUUGGGGUCCCUAAUCAUUGAAGUACUUAGGGUUCACCUAUUAGUUUGUUAUCAUUUGUUUUAUUAUUAAGUUUCCUCAAGUUAAUGCAUACAUUGAUAAGAUUUACCUUUUAGGUUUUUACUUUAUUCUGCAUUAUUGGGAUAAGAGUGCGGUUGUGCACACAAACUGGUUUAAACACCCAGUAAAUUGACAUUUUUCUGACCGUUCCAAGGCGGUACCUAAUAAUCCAUGAUAAACACACCUAGUUAUUUUUGUAAAGUAUAUUUAUAUGCACUGUGUUGUUUGUGUUAUUUUUUGCUGUUGUUCCAUGUUUCUUGUUAAUGAUUUUUUGUUUUGUUUUUGUGUUUUUUGUCGUUGAUGUUUACCCUCUGUCAUUAAACGGGGUUUAUGAUUACACUUUUGGCAACUGAACGUGUUUCUGUUGUUGUUCAUAUAAAUAUUAACCGGACUUGUUUUAAUAAAAUAAUAUGCUAUUUCAAUGGCAAGGGUUAUACUUUCAUUGUUACUAAUUAGCAAUAUCAUUAUGACUGUCUAACAAUAUGAUGCAAGUGCAACAUUCCGUAUGCUUGGAAAUAAUUUAACAGAUGUUUCACCCGUUUUGUUUUGCUUGAUACAUUUGAAUAUUGUUUGUUCCUUUUUUUAUGAUAGCUGCAUUCUUAUUAUGUUUUUUUCUCAUAUAAACUCAUACUGUCACGUUACCAUGAACUGAAUUUAUUUUAAAUCAAAAUUUGUUUUGUCAUUUCUAUUCAAUAAUUCAAUUUGCCAUUAUCUAUUAAUUACUCAAUGCAGUUUAAGGCAAUGCAAAAUUCGACACUUUUAAGAAAUAAAAGGUAAAAAAUAAAAUCAAAAGGAUUAAACUUUACAGAUUAAGCUUAAUUUUAAGCUCAACUCAGCGGAAAGCCAUAUUUUGUUUGGAACAAAACAGAUGUUUUUUUUUAUAGAUUUUUGUCUUUGUUACCAUAUGUUUAUUAUUUGUAUGUAUAUAAAAAAAAGCACGGUGGAUCCAAAAGUUAUAAAUAAUAUGAAAUAAAUUCAGUUUAGGGACAUAACUGAAUUUUAGAAAUUAAUAUGGUGACAGAAAGUUAUACGUGGACAUUAAUGCCUUCUUUAGUUUGUUCAUAUCGGGUCAAAACCUAGGUAAUUUGGUCAAGUGUUCAGAAUCUGGUUAAUGCUCUAGUGGUCAAAUUAUUGGAACUUGCUGGUUAAGUCUGAUACUCGGAUGAGCAACGGUGGCCCUAGCGUAUUGAAAGACCCGUUAUUUGAGA
Molecule: messenger RNA, 2919 nt
Organism: Mya arenaria
Lineage: Eukaryota; Metazoa; Mollusca; Bivalvia; Myida; Myidae
Exons: 2
Coding region: 146-961 (271 amino acids)
Source: RefSeq, a predicted model, not a curated record